This is a messenger RNA of Momordica charantia (bitter melon), 1716 nucleotides long. Lineage: Eukaryota; Viridiplantae; Streptophyta; Magnoliopsida; Cucurbitales; Cucurbitaceae. The record is from RefSeq and is a predicted model, not a curated record.
CAUUCGAAGACAGAAUUGACAAAAAGAAAGAAAGAAACACUACCCGCGAUUUCAAUUCCGGGCAAUUGCCUGCGGUUCUUCAACCUCCUGAUAUUUUUCCCCAGGAGAAGCUUGUGGACAAACUGAGUUUUCGUAGCUAUAGUAUCCAGUGCUGCAAGAUUUACAGGAUUUUGGAUUUGGAGGAGAAAGAUGUGGGGAUUUGGAGGCAGAUAUUAUUGGGGAAGAAGAGAGCGAGUCGGGAAAGUCGAAGGGAUCGUAGUGGCGUUCGCAUGGAGGUCUUGCCAGGAGAGGCACUUGAAAAGAUAUGUGGAGCUGUAUUCCUCUCUGGGCUGGAAUUCACUUGUUUGCCAUUCUGAGUUCUUCCCUGAUAAGGCUGCAUCGCUGGCAUUUGACAUUCUUGAAGUAUUAGUUGAGGAGCUAAAGAUAAAGAGAUGCCCCAUAGUACUUGCAUCAUUUUCUGGUGGACCUAAAGCAUGCAUGUAUAAGGUUCUUCAGAUAAUUGAGGGAUACCAUGAACUGCAGCAACAUAGUCUGGAUGGUUAUCAACUGGUCAGGGACUGUAUUGCUGGAUAUAUUUAUGAUUCCAGUCCAGUUGAUUUUACCAGUGACUUGGGAACUCGAUUUUUUCUUCAUCCGACUAUGCUGAAAGCAUCCCGGCCGCCUAGAAUAGUAUCAUGGGCAGCAAAUAGCUUGGCUUCCGGUCUUGAUGUGCUCUUCCUCAACAGAUUUGAAUCACAACGUGCAGAAUAUUGGCAAACUCUAUAUGCCUCUGUUAGGAUGAAAGCUCCUUAUCUUAUUUUGUGCUCGGAAGGUGAUGAUCUUGCUCCCUAUGAGACAAUCUUCAAUUUUGCUCAACGACUACAAGACCUUGGGGGAGAUGUUAAAUUAAUCAAAUGGAAUGGCUCCGCACAUGUAGGGCAUUAUCUGCAUUUUCCGAUUGAAUAUGGAGCGUCUGUCUCAGAGUUGCUUAGUAAGGCUGCUGGAAUUUACUGUCAAAGGAUUAGACCCGAUGAAGUAGUAACAGUAGAUAAAAUGAAUCGUGACUCUUGCAAGACAACUCCCGACGUUAGAAAAGCUGCAGCUCCAUCAAGUAGUUUUCAGGGGUCUGCUCUUGCUCCGAGUGAUGACCACCUUUUCUUCUCCAGCAUGGCAGAUGGCUUCGAAUACAGGGUUGUUGGUUCCACGCACGAUGAACACAAGGAAGGAGUAAUGCGGCUAUCUAAUUCACCGAGUUCCAUUCCCCGUGGAGUUCUUGGUAAAAUCCUCUACGACGUUUGUGUUCCAAAGAACGUCGAGGAUUGGGAUAUCGGAUCAUCAAACUCUUCAAAUGGUGUCUUGCGCGCACAUAGAAGACGGCAUUCCUCAUUCAACCCGAUCAAAAUGAUGCGUCGCUCGAGAUUGUAGCCAUUCAUCACCGGAAAAGGCCAGCCGGAAGUCAUUCCAUCGAAUGCACAUCUUGCUUAGGAACACGACCCCUAGCAGAAAGGCAGAGACUUCGAAUGUGCUGGUUAGUUCGAAACUUUGCCUCUAGGGGGACCUUUGGAGCAAGGAAAAAUGCCAAUGUAGAGUAGAGUCGCACUACAGCGUCCUUGAAAAUCUGUAAAUGAAUGAGGAAAGUAAGUAAUUAGUGAUGUGAGAGCUCUUCAAAUUCAAUAAAUUGUACGAAACUGCCAUUUAAAAGCUUGAAAUAAAAUGGUGGAUAUAUUAUUAUUACUA